CGGCGACUGCAGCGGCAGCGCCAGCACCAGCACAGGCAGCAGCGAAAAUUGAAAGUUGCACGCAGUGCUUAGAAAAUCGCAGACUGAGCAGCGUUUCAAAUUAAAUUUUUGUGUUUGUGUCUUGCAAGUACAGCGCGAGUGCCAUUUACAUACAUACAUAUAUACAUAUUUAUAUAUAUACAUCGAUUCCACCAUGCCAUUUCCCAUUCACCCACCGAAACAAAUGCCGUGCCCACAUUGGCAGCACUUCCCCAUCAGUCCAGUGGACAGCAAGCCGUCGCCCUUCGGGAAUGCAACCAGCAAUGGAAAUGGAGCGUCAGCGGCAUCAGUCAGCAAGCCCCCGGAGCCGGUCUCUUAUCGCUAUUGUGUGCAAUGCAAAGGAGCGAGCAGCAAUGCUGGCAACGAUGCGGACAGGGACAGGGACUAGACAACAACAAUCUUGAUGCACUUCACUCACCCACCCCCCCACUCAGUGCAGCCAUCACACCACAGCGAACCCGCCACACUCCAAAGCACCAUCGAAGGCAACAUUAUUUACCCAUCGGAACGCCUCGUGAUUUCUAACUCAAGAGAGGCGGCCGCGUGUGCAAACUUUGAAUUUAAUUAAACUCUUUAGUCCAUAAGUUUUUUUUAAUUUUGUUUUGUUAUCAAGCAGCAUACAACCAUAUGUACAUACAUACAGAAGUGUGUACACACGCACUUGCAUAUGUAUGUAUGUAUGUUUGUGUUGUUUUUUUUUAUUUCGUUUUAUUUCGUGUGCCAAUUGUAAACAUGUUCUAUUUCUGCUUAUGCCCCCUCCUAUCCAUAAUCUUAAGAUAUUUUUUUUGUAUGCAUGUGUUUUUUCUGCAAAAAACGGCAACAAUUUGAAGACUAUUUUUAGUUUAAGAAACCAUUGAUAAAGUGUAAUAAACAAAACAGUUAUACAUAUACAAAAAGCAAUAAAAAUACGCGCGACGCAUUAAAA
Messenger RNA from Scaptodrosophila lebanonensis, 964 nucleotides. RefSeq lists its product as uncharacterized. Bases 194 to 427 code for a protein of 77 amino acids. The record is from RefSeq and is a predicted model, not a curated record. NCBI's taxonomy places the organism in Eukaryota, Metazoa, Arthropoda, Insecta, Diptera, Drosophilidae. The transcript has a single exon.